UUAAGAAGCCUCAUUCCCAGGGCAGGAUCGUCUCACAUCCCGAGCAGAGAGGGAGAGAAGGGACCGGUGGGGCUGGAGAGAGAGAGGAGUCAGUGACUGAUCCACACGCGGGACACACACAGUGAGGGGACACUGGUACGAUGGACAAGUUACUGGCUGCGCUGUGCAUGCUGGGAAUGUGCUGCUCGCUGGUGAUGACGGAUGUGAGCGUGAGCUCCUCACCGUUGGAUCUUGAAGCUUCAGGAGAUGACGAGGACUUCUCUGGCUCAGGAAUUGACGCCAUAGAUGUAAAUGAUGCCCUUCUUAAAGUUCCUUCUACAUCUGUGUUGCCCAUUUUUGAACAAGAAAAUACAUCACCACGUCCCAAGGUAGAUGAAAAGUAUAUUGCAGUAGAGCAUACCACCAGAGUAGUGGAGACAACCAAACCAAGAAAAGAUCCUUUUGAGGAACUUGUUGAUCCUGUAUUUGUUGCUGUAGGACAUGAUGCUGAAUCAACUUCUCCUGAAGCAACCACACACAAACCUACUACUCACCGUCCAACCACAGUGAAAUCCACAGCUGUCCCAAUGGAAAGUAUCACAGAACAAAAGCAUCACCCUCAGCAUCAUCAUCACCACCAUCAUCAUCAUCCUCAUCACCACAAUCAUACAACCAAACCAGCUACUUCCACUGAUCAGCAUGAAGAUACAUCUGAUAGUCCAUCCGGUGAAGAUAAGUCUUACAUUCACUACAUUCACCGGACUACAAGUCCACCGGACAAUGAGGAACCUGAUCUGCACAAGGCUGACCAUAGGUUGACCACCAUAAAACAAAGGGACCCCGAUGAGCCAGUUGAUCAUCACAUUCCUGAUCAAGACUCUCCAUCAGGAUCAUCCAGUACACCGUAUAUGGAAUAUGAGGAGACAACCGAAGAUCCUUCCGGUGCUCAAGUGCAUAAUGUGCUUAUUGGGUAUGGGGAAAAGACAACUACAAACCCUUCUGAAAAUGAGGAGGAUGAUGGAAUUUUUGCAGAUAAUCAUGAGAAGCCAUUGACCACAAGUCCAUCUAAUGAGGGGGUUUUCCAUGUCCAGCAUGGUCUUGAUAAAACAACUUCCAGUCCAUCCCAUCAUGCUGAGCUUGAUGUAGAAGUGCAUCACAGUACAACACCUGCACAUAUUAAUAAACAUCAUAGUCACCAUCAUCAUCAUACAAUUCCAGAAACAACCACGUCGGUUAAUGAGGAAAUACUUGAUCCUGUAGAUGAUAGUACAACACCUGCAGACCUAAAUAAACAUGACCACCAUCAUCAUCAUCACCAUCCUCAUCAUCAUACAACUCCAGAAACAACCACGUCGGUUAAUGAGGAAAUACCUCAUCCUGUAGAUGAUAGUACAACACCUGCAGACCAAAAUAAACACCACCACCACCAUCAUCAUCACCAUCCUCAUCAUCAUACAACACCAGAAACAACCACAUCGGUUAAUGAGGAAAUACCUCAUCCUGUAGAUGAUAGUACAACACCUGCAGACCUCAAUAAACACCACCACCACCAUCAUCACCAUCCUCAUCAUCAUACAACUCAAGAAACAACCACAUCUGUUGAUGAGGAAAUACCUCAUCGUGUAGAUGACAGUACAACACCUGCAGACCUGAAUAAACAUCACCAUCAUCACCAUCCUCAUCAUCAUACGACUCCAGAAACUACCACAACUACUUCAAGCCUGACCAAGCACUCCAAUGAAGUUUCCACAGUAGUACAUAAGGGGAGGAUGGCCCAUGGUGCUUCAGCAACUAGUGCUGUUCCUUUAUUUGAUGAAAAUGCCAACAUCCCUGAGCUAGUAGACUUGCCAUCCCAUAACACCUCUGUUGUGUCAGAAGAGGGUGAUGCUGACACCACUGAAGAGUCAUCAGGGCUAAAUGAGAAAAAUGGUUUCUAUUUUAAUGACGUUAUCCCAAAGGCGACAGCACCACCGAUCCACCGGAUGAUAAAUAAUGACAUUUCUGAACAAGAAAGCACUCCCGAUGCAUCCCAUGGAAUAAUGGAGAGGAAAGAAGUUUUAGCAGGAAUCAUUGCAGGAGGUGUGGCCGGCUUGGCAUUCGCAGUCUUCUUAGUUGGGUUUAUGCUCUAUAGGAUGAAGAAGAAAGACGAAGGAAGCUACUCUUUGGAGGAACCAAAACAGAAGAACGGAGGAUACCAAAAGCCAUGCGAACAGCGUGAAUUCUACGCGUAGGACGCCAUGUCGAUCUGAUUCGAUGGAUAUCCGAUCCAUGGCUUUUUUUUUUUCUCAACAGUGUCCACCCUGUGGCUUUUCUUCUUUCGGGAUUUCAAGCUUGAAAUGGUUAUUACUUUUUAAGUUCUAGUCUCCCGAUUCUCUGUGGAGCCGACUUGUUAAAUGUAGGGAAGACCAAGACCUCUUGUUUCCUGCCCCGGUUUUCCUAUUCAGAUGAGACUGGCUGAACCCUGAACUUGAAGAUGUGGUGUGUUCUCUUUAUUACAAGAAGAAAGCUUAGGUUCCUAGGACACAACUGUGUUUUGCAGAAGACCUACUACCAGGCUUUUUUUGGCCAUGCAAUAAAUGUGUAUAUAUUUGGAUUCUUGUUUUCAGAAGAUGAUCUGAUGGUACAUGUAAAGUUCACGCGUUCCUCCUCCUUCAUUGAGAGCACUUACACUGCAAAAAUCCACCCAGGUGUAGAAAGGAACAAUUCAACCGGACAUUUCUAUACAAUAAACUGAGUUGCCAAGCGUUUGCCACAUGGUCCGUAUAGUAAUUCCAUCAACUGCUCGCUGAACUUGUAACGUGGGAAACCUUUACCUGCCGCCAUUAUUUGUGCUAUACUUUGUCGUUUUUGUGGUUUUUUUUAAUAGUAUAUAUGCAUAAUUAUAAAUGACUGAUGUUCUAACAGCUGAAUGAGCGCCUGUAGUUAUUGGUCACUUGCAGAAACUUGACUUGUACGUCCUCUCAUUGCACUAUUCAUUCCUUGAGCCGAUUGGUUCCAACUUCGUUGACUCUUCUGCUU
Messenger RNA from Xenopus laevis (African clawed frog), 2997 nucleotides. It is a transcript of the gene sdc1.S, whose product is annotated as syndecan-3. Lineage: Eukaryota; Metazoa; Chordata; Amphibia; Anura; Pipidae. The coding region runs from base 141 to 2210 and encodes 689 amino acids. The record is from RefSeq and is a predicted model, not a curated record. The transcript is spliced from 5 exons.